Messenger RNA from Gaeumannomyces tritici R3-111a-1, 1826 nucleotides. RefSeq lists its product as hypothetical. The coding region runs from base 285 to 1649 and encodes 454 amino acids. Gene Ontology annotation, molecular function: amino acid transmembrane transporter activity. Gene Ontology annotation, cellular component: membrane. Gene Ontology annotation, biological process: amino acid transmembrane transport. The record is from RefSeq and is a predicted model, not a curated record. NCBI's taxonomy places the organism in Eukaryota, Fungi, Ascomycota, Sordariomycetes, Magnaporthales, Magnaporthaceae. The transcript is spliced from 5 exons.
CGCUCAGGCAACCAUGCAGACAGACAGACGAUGGACUCGCGCGCCCGGCCGACAAAGGGUUGGCGUAUGCUUCGGCAAAGAACUGCUCCCAAUCCAGACUGAGCAUCAUACAACUAGAUUGAUUGCGAGGGCGGUUUUGCUGUCUCGAAAGCCCAGACAAAUGGCCAUGAUCCCCUUCCAAUGCCACCUUCUGAAAUGCCGGGGCGGCCUAUUUCAAUAUCUGGGAGGGCGAUACCUCUACUUGCCUCUUUUCUCCCCGUGAUCCAUACCUGCGUCUGACAGCCAUGGCGAUGGCCACGCAGCUCCCGCAGCCCAGACACCGGGGCCAGGUGCAGCAGCCAACCCGACACCCGGAGCUGGCGCUGCCUGACUUCCCCAUGUUUGCUUGCGCCACGGCUUGGCAAACCACGAGUGCAGUCAGCCUAGCGCCUGUGCGGCUCACUCAGCAGAUGCUGCCUUGCAUCGAUCCCAGGAGCACUUCCCUCACGAGCCUGAGGGCAGUCUCGCAGCUGACCCACUGGAUCAUAUACGUCUUCUACAUCCUAUGCACACUGGGCAUCAUCCUGACGGUCGACUGGCAAGACCCAGCCCUGCCCCGGACCUACGACCCCGCCGUCGGGGCCCCGCCCGGCUGCGGAAACCCGCGGACGCGCAGCGCCGUCGUCAUCGGCAUGGCGCAGGGCCUGCACGCCUUUGGGCGGGACUGGGCUGGCCCGUGCCACCGCAACGACGCGCCGCCGCCGGCCGCCCACGCCGUCAACGGGAUCCUGCUAUUCGCCACCGUGUCCGCCGCCAACGCGUCGCUGUAUGUCGCGAGCCGCACCCUCUACGGGCUCACGUAUGGGGAGGACAAGGGGGUGUCGUUUGUCAAGUCUAUCAAGCGCUGGCUCCGCCGCCACACGGGCUCCGUCACGGAAUACACCGGAGCCCCGACCAAAGCUCUUUUCGUCACCGUGGUAGCGUGGUAUUUUCUCAUAGGUCUGGAUUUCGGAAGAGAAAAGGGGAACCAGGGGGUUACCGACUUCAUGUACGUCAUUGCGGUAUCCCAAAGCGUCUCGGUGCUUCUCGUUUGGGCUGCGCUAUGCCUAGCUUAUUUGCGGCUCCAAUCCUGGACGAAGAAGUACCAGACUCUCGCCCAGGACGACCCGGAUAUAAAAGGAUGCGUUAGGUCCUCUGGAGAGUAUAAAGCUAGAACCUUCCUUUCCGGGCUACAGCCAUGGACGGCGUGCUACGCCUUCCUUUCCUGCCUGGCCGUGUUUGUCUUGAUCAGCGCCACCAUGUGGAAAAGGGGCGCCACAGCGACCAAGUUCAUGGCCGCGUACCUGCCACACAUUCUCCUUGUAAUAAUCGUCUUCAGCCGCAAGGUAUUCCUUUCUAGCAGCCAAGGCUGGUUCAGACUCGGGACGAAGGCGGAUCUGCUCAAAAGGCUGCGGCGCCUCACUACACUUUACGAUGAAGCCUCAAAGCAGGGGCAACAACCCGCCCCCGAUGGCGGCGCCUAUGAGAUGGGGCACUUGGAACGGCAACGGCCCUCGGACAUAAACGGUCAGGAGCAGCAGCGUCCUCAGCCCGAAGUGAUCGCGGAGCAGACAAACAGCAGAGCAUACGAGUCCCGGGAGCUCAGGACAUCUCCGGGCCACAGAAUCUAGGAGCCCAUGCGAUCGGAAUGGAGUGGGCGGCCUAAACUGCCAUAUUCGUUCUGUUAAUCCAUCUAUCUCGCGUCUGACUUCAGCGCGAGUAUCGUUUAGAGCUACAUCGUAGAGAUAGAUGAUAGUCAUAAGCCAUAGUAAUGAAAUCCCAAGCACGGGUUGGUGAUAUCGCACAGG